AUGUCGGCAAAACAAAAGAGAAAACGAUUUGAUUUGGAGUUAAAAUAUAAAAUUGUGACAUUAAUUGAUAACAAUCAGUCUAUUGAUGAAAUCGUGAAAAAGUUUAGUGAUUACGGCUUAACAUCCCGUAAUGUAUACAAAAUUAAGUCUCAAAGAGUUAAGAUAGUUGAAGCCUUUAUAAGCUCUAAACCGUCAAAUGUCAAGUCAUUAAGAAAAUGUAAUUAUCCUGAACUGGAACAGGCAUUAGUAGAGUUUGUGGCCAACAGUUCGACAAAUGGAUUACCCGUAAAUACGGGCCUACUUAUGGAAAAAGCAAAUCAAUUAGCGCCUACUUUUGGUUAUUAUAAUUUUAAUGCAAAUAACGGGUUUAUUGAUAGAUUUAAAAAACGAAAUGAAGUUGUCUUUGAAGUCAGUCACGGGGAAGCCAGUGGAGUCUCAGACAUACUUUGCAAUGAUUGGAUAUCAAAUAAAUUACCACAGAUUUUGGAAGGUUUUAAGUGUGAAGAUAUAUACAAUGGUGACGAGUUGGGUCUCUUUUGGCGCAUAACACCAAGCAAAUCGUAUGUCAUUAAAGGGCAGACAUUUAAAAAUGGCAAAAAAAGUAAAGAAAGAGUAUCAGUAUUUGUCUGUUCAAACAGCACCGGUACACACAAACUUAAAAUGAUAGUUAUUGGCAAAUCAAAAGAACCAAGAAGUUUUAGAGGUAAUAAGUCAAUGCCUGUCAUAUACAGAAACAACACUAAAUCCUGGAUGACAUCUGAAAUUUUUAUUGAAUUUUUGCAUAAAUUCAAUAAACAAAUGAUUUUGAGCGAUCGUAAAGUAGCCCUUAUAUUGGAUAACUGUUCAGCGCAUCCAUCAAUCAAAUUAUCAAAUGUUAAAUUAAUUUAUUUGCCACCGAAUGCAACCUCAAGAUUGCAACCAAUGGAUGCCGGAGUCAUACAUUGCCUUAAAAGUAAUUACCGUAAAAAACUUGUCCGCCGAUUGUUAGCUUUAUAUGAAGACAAUAAUUCGUUUGAUGUUAAAAAUAUUACUUUAUAUGAAGCAAUAUUAAUGUUGUCUAACAGUUGGGAUGACAUCAAUUCUCAAAUUAUAACAAAUUGUUUCAAAAAAUGCGGUAUUGGUGAAAGUGAAUCAAUUAAUGAAACCACUGUAAGCAGUGAUGAACAAGAUUUUGAUAAUCAAUGGCAACAAUUAUGUGAUAAUAUAACAGAACGUGAAAUAGAUUUCAAUGAAUACAUUUCAUUUGAUGAUAAUGUUGUGACAAAUAUCAACGCAAAUCAAUUAACCGAUACUUUAAACGACAGCUCUCAAGGAGUAUGUGAUGUGACAGAAGACAUGAAUCAAGAUUCAGAUGAAAAUUAA
Messenger RNA from Oppia nitens, 1362 nucleotides. Its product is annotated as tigger transposable element-derived protein 4-like. Gene Ontology annotation, molecular function: DNA binding. Gene Ontology annotation, cellular component: nucleus. The transcript has a single exon. Lineage: Eukaryota; Metazoa; Arthropoda; Arachnida; Sarcoptiformes; Oppiidae. The record is from RefSeq and is a predicted model, not a curated record. The coding region runs from base 1 to 1362 and encodes 453 amino acids.